Messenger RNA from Zea mays, 1270 nucleotides. RefSeq lists its product as uncharacterized. Gene Ontology annotation, biological process: DNA repair; DNA-templated DNA replication. The record is from RefSeq and is marked provisional. Gene Ontology annotation, molecular function: DNA clamp loader activity; ATP hydrolysis activity; DNA binding. Lineage: Eukaryota; Viridiplantae; Streptophyta; Magnoliopsida; Poales; Poaceae. Gene Ontology annotation, cellular component: DNA replication factor C complex; nucleus.
ACCAAUUCCCCAAUUUUUUUGUUUCCAUUCCACAAAACCACAACCGCGCGGUUUUCUCCCUCCCCCGACUCCCGCGGCGCAAGCGCAGCCCACCCAAGCGCCAUGGCCCCCGCCGCCCCCGACGCCGACGCCUAUGAUAUCCCGUGGGUGGAGAAGUACCGCCCCUCCCGCGUCGCUGACGUCGUCGGAAACUCCGAUGCCGUCGCCCGCCUGGAGGUCAUUGCCCGCGACGGCAACAUGCCCAACCUCAUCCUCUCCGGGCCUCCGGGGACCGGGAAGACGACGAGCAUCCUGGCGCUGGCGCAUGAGCUCCUCGGGCCCAGCUAUCGUGAUGCCGUGCUGGAGCUCAAUGCCUCAGAUGACAGGGGUUUGGAUGUUGUGCGGAACAAGAUCAAGAUGUUUGCACAGAAGAAGGUCACCCUACAGCCAGGGCGGCACAAAAUCGUGAUCUUGGAUGAGGCUGACAGCAUGACAUCAGGAGCACAGCAAGCUCUGCGAAGAACAAUGGAGAUCUAUUCAAACACCACUAGAUUUGCACUUGCAUGCAACACAUCAUCAAAGAUAAUUGAACCCAUUCAAAGCCGAUGUGCUAUCGUCAGGUUCUCAAGGCUCUCUGAUCAGGAGAUCCUCGGUCGCCUCAUGAUUGUUGUGGCAGCUGAGAAGGUGCCUUAUGCGCCAGAGGGGCUGGAAGCUAUCAUAUUUACUGCUGAUGGUGACAUGAGACAAGCUUUGAACAACUUGCAAGCUACAUUUAGUGGGUUCCGCUUUAUUAAUCAAGAAAACGUGUUCAAGGUGUGCGAUCAACCACAUCCCUUACAUGUCAAGAACAUGGUGAAAAACGUGCUCGAUGGAAAGUUUGAUGAGGCAUGCUCUGCACUGAAGCAACUUUAUGAUCUGGGAUACUCUCCUACUGACAUUAUCACUACUCUCUUCCGUGUUGUCAAGAAUUAUGACAUGGCUGAAUAUCUGAAGCUGGAAAUGCUGAAGGAAACAGGAUUUGCACACAUGAGAAUCUGUGAUGGUGUUGGAUCAUUUCUUCAGCUUUCUGGUCUACUUGCCAAGUUUGCGCUUGUGAGGGAAACUGCAAAAGCACCAUGAACUCGUUGUAUUCCAGAUGAUAAUAGCUUGUGUCAUGCUGUGCUAUCAUGGUAACCUAGUUCAGUUAAUAGCGCUGUCAUGCGUGGCUUAAUGUCUACAGACGUGAUGUAUCUCUGUAAGAUAGUGCUUUCUGAAGAAACAACUAUCAUGUUUACCCAGUGUAGCAGAUCUA